Stereum hirsutum FP-91666 SS1 is the source of this 975-nucleotide messenger RNA. RefSeq lists its product as uncharacterized. The record is from RefSeq and is a predicted model, not a curated record. Lineage: Eukaryota; Fungi; Basidiomycota; Agaricomycetes; Russulales; Stereaceae. The transcript is spliced from 3 exons. Bases 1 to 975 code for a protein of 324 amino acids.
AUGUACGCCUUUCUUCCUUCUUCAAUAUUUUCUCUAUGUUUGCUCAUUCUGUAUUCCAGAACUCCCCACGCCAUCAUCGACCAGCGCAGGAGGAUCCUCGGUGUGCUAGCUGGACGACCAAACGACCCGAACUGGCAGCCCGACGUCGCUGAACCUGCCGCUGCUCUUCUCGAGCAAACGCGCAUCGAAGGUGACGCUAUGGAUGCCUGGACGGAUAAGCAGUACGACGCUCGACGGGGUGAUUUUCUUGCGAUGACGACUGGUGUGUCGUACGGCGGUGGUCAGCAGGUUGCUUAUAAGGUCUGCCAGGUGCCUUUGGUCGGCCGCCUGCUGAGGGGCAAGCCGUUCAAAAGAAUGGCUGGCUUCGCAAGCUCCGCCUUCAUGACAUAUGCGCCAAAGUUAUACAAACAAUACGCAGACGAAACAGAGGCGCUGUACGCGCAUGAUCCCCACUGUCGACGCCCAUUCAAAAACGCUGUUUUCCCUGCCUGUACUUUCAAUUUAGGUCCACAAUGCUGCUCUCGAGGUCACUGUGACUCAGGCAACGUUCCCCACGGGUGGUGCGCCGUAUGGGCUCUAGGCAACUACGACCCAAAGUUCGGUGGCCAUCUCAUUCUUCUCGAAUUUGGUCUUAUUAUUCAGUUUCCUCCUGGUUCCCUUAUUCUCAUUCCCUCAAGUACCAUUCGUCACGGCAACACCCCCGUCCGCCCCAACGAGACCCGUUAUUCGUUUACCCAGUACUGCGCGGGCGGACUUCUUCGCUGGGUGCAUCACGGCUUCGUACCGGCUUGGCUACUGACGGAUGACCAGCAUAGGGAGGCAUACGGGAAGAAGGGCGAACGAUGGAUGGAGGCUCUGAGUAAAUAUUCUGUAUAUGAAGAACUCGCUGCGGACUAUCGUGCUUGCUUUGGAGAUGGAGGUUUUGAGGAUUCGGAGGGUGGCGAGGAGCUGUCGGACGAGGAGGAUGUUUUGUGA